AUGUCAGGAUCGUUCUGGAAGUUUGGGCAAAACUAUGCAAACGAAUCGCCGUUAUCGAAAAUCCUGAACCGGGCUUUCAUCAAGGUGGGAGAUGUGAAGAGUAAUAAAGACAAGAAUAGUCACGACAAGGUGGAUAAGAUACUCUCAUUACCCAGUAGUCAUAGUUCUGACGAGGAAGAUAGUGAGGUGCUCAAAGGAAAUCAAGGCGCACGAGAUCAAAAAAACCGAGUGAAGGAAGGGGAGAAGUGCGGAGAGGACGAAAACAACGAAGAAGAAGAAGACGACGCAGAAGAUGAGGAAGAUGAAGAAAAUCUACGCAACCAUGGCGAUGCUAAUGAUAACGAAAAUGAGGAUCAUAAUGAGAGUAAUAGCUCAAUCGGGGAUCAGCCAGAUAACGAAUCGGACUACAAGGACUUUGAACCUAACAUGGACGUUCUCGAUGAGCUUCUGGAUGACGAAGAGCUUUACACCGAACUUAUGUGCUCAAAUUUCAAGCUUUUGAUUUACUUCAAGUAUCCACAGGUGCUGGCGCGACUCGUGGACUACGUCACAAACGAGCAGGUAUUGAACGAGAAUUCAGACGACGACAGCGAAGGAAUUGGAGCCAAGGAAUUUGCUGACAGCUCUCGCGAUGUGAGCCCACAAGCAGACAAGGGUUCGAACAAAAAGGGGAGCUCAGAGUUGAAAGAGUCGAACGACUCAUCAACAGAAGGUAAGGACACUAAUUUUUCUGAUACCGCUUCUGUGUCUUCCGCUGAGACUAGCAUAACCCUCCCAGCUGACUCCGAAGAGCAAUCUGAAACCAGGCGCGCACGUAUGGCAGCUGAAAUUCUUUCGGCCGACGUCUGGCCAAUUUCUUCUGCAUUCAUGGACCACGAGGAGCUUUUGAGUCAACUGUGGUCUAUGUUGGACCAUCCAGCGCCGCUGUCAAUCGUACCCUCCACUUACUUCAUGAAAAUUAAUGAGAGAUUGUUAGACAUGGACGUAAGCGGCAUUUUGCAUUUCAUUUUGUCACAGCCGGAUUUAGUCGACAAAUUUUUGACGCAUAUUGAUAACCCACCUCUAAUGGACUUUCUUCUGAAAGUUAUUUCGACUGAUAAACCAGAUUCGUCAACAGGCGUCAUUGGACUACUUGGAAGCCAAGAUUUGAUACCCAAGCUUUUGGAUUGUUUAGAAGGAGCUCAAACGGCCUCAACGAAGUCGGCUGCGGGUGAUUUUUUGAAGGCACUCAUCACAAUAAGCGCCAAUUCAAAUAAUGAAAUUGCAUCGGCUAUUGGACCAAAUGGGCUAACCAGGAAACUAGUGUCGCCUCCAAUGGUGGAAAAACUCAUGAAAAUCAUGCUUUCUGGGGGGACGUCGCUCAGUAAUGGUGUUGGUAUUGUGAUUGAACUCAUCAGGAAAAACAAUUCCGAUUAUGAUUUUGUACAGGUGAUGUACACCACUUUGGAAACUCAUCCACCCAAUGAUAGAGAUCCAAUUUACCUCGGAUACCUAAUUCAGUGCUCUGCAAAGCACUUGCCUCAAUUUAACAGAAUGUUGGUAGAGACAGAACUGCCUCCUCUAGAGACUCCUUUCGGGUUUAUAGAACCCUUAGGCUUUGAGAGAUUCAAGAUAUGUGAGCUCGUAGCCGAACUAUUGCAUUGCUCCAACAUGACACUUCUCAACGAACCAACAGGGGAGCAGAUCGUGAUUGAAAGAGACGCUUUGCGGGAGAAAACCCUCAGGCUCGAAAAGAGCGUAGAACUUCAGGGUAAAAGCGAAGGGAGUGCAGGGGGAGACGACGUUUUGGACAAGAUGGCUGAUCUGAGGAUAGCCACAACUGACGCUAGCAACAGCAGUGAUGAUGAAGAACAAGAAACUUGUUCGAGAGAGGCCCCUAACACGACAAACGAAGUGCUGUCAGACGAUUCUACUGAUAGCGAAGUAUCCGAACAAGCUCUGCGCGAAAAUCCUAUCGUAGGUGAUCAAUUGAAGAUUGCUUUGCAAGACAACCGCGUAAUAACUACCAUACUGGAAAUGUUUUUUUCGUUUCCAUGGAAUAACUUUUUGCAUAACGUCGUAUUUGACAUUGUUCAACAAAUAUUCAAUGGCCCGCUCAAAACAGGCUUCAACAGGUUCUUAAUAGCUGACUUGUUUAGCGGGGCUAAGCUUACCCUCAUGAUUAUGGAGGGAGACAAAAAGUGCGAAGAUUACGAGAACGAAACUGGUCUAAGACUUGGUUACAUGGGUCAUUUGACGUUGAUUGCCGAGGAGGUGGCUAAGUUCGCUGCUUACGUGGAUGAGAUGAAGAUAACGUUUGCUACACCAGCAAUCUCGGAUAGCUUGAACGAGCCCGAGUGGAAGAAGUACACCGAGACAGUGCUCGCUGACACGCGCGAAAACUAUAGCUCUAUCCUCGGGGAUUUCGAAGAGGAGGAGGAUGACAACGAUGAUGACCGUGUAGGCGAAAAUGCAGGAGCUGGAAGUUCUGAGGGCAACGCAAAUGACGACCUUGAUUACCGCAGUUAUGGUCACAGUGGAGAUGACGAAGAUGACUACGCUGAGUACAACGCUGUGGACAGCCCGCGCUAUUAUCAGUACGACGAUGGGCAGGGCAACAAGACCAACAUACAUUUGAACCCUGAGAUAGACUACGAUAUCAAUUCGGGAACUUUCGAAGACGAAAAUUCCCAUGAUUUUGACGAAGACAGGGACGACGAAAGACAUGAGCAAAACGAAGAAAGCGGAAAUCAUCCAGCCGGUGACGAUGACGGAAAGGGAAACAACAGCAAAUUCAGCAACUACAUGUCACAUCAACUUUCAAAGGAGUUUAAUACUUCUUUCUCUUCAGACGACGAAGAAGAGGAAGCGUGGAACAGUCCGAUCGGAAGUGGCUCGGAUUUUGAUUCCAAGGACAAGUCCAGGGACGCUGGACAAAACAGUGCAUACCAUCCAUCGCAGUUUAGGUUAGAAGACGACGACGACGACGACUACAUGGAUCCCAACGACGACGGGCUGUCGUAUGCGAAACCCAAUCACCCUCUUUACAACAGCAUGCUGUCACAGAAGAAUUCUGGAAGUCACUUGUACUUCAACCAGGACCCCUCCAACCUAGAGGAGGCUGACGAAACCAGCGAUGAGAGUGAUAAGGACGAUGGUGAGGAUGAGGACGGUCAGUACUCUCUGUGUCGCACUUCCAGCAAAGACAACAUGGCAUGGGACAGUUCCGAGCAAAACCGCAUAAUCAACACAGCUCAGUACAGACAGAAUUUGAAGGGAUUUGAUAAGUAG
Lachancea sp. 'fantastica' is the source of this 3270-nucleotide messenger RNA. The record is from the annotation of a GenBank genome assembly. Lineage: Eukaryota; Fungi; Ascomycota; Saccharomycetes; Saccharomycetales; Saccharomycetaceae.